This is a messenger RNA of Aethina tumida (small hive beetle), 1660 nucleotides long. RefSeq lists its product as uncharacterized. The coding region runs from base 127 to 1500 and encodes 457 amino acids. The record is from RefSeq and is a predicted model, not a curated record. NCBI's taxonomy places the organism in Eukaryota, Metazoa, Arthropoda, Insecta, Coleoptera, Nitidulidae. The transcript is spliced from 5 exons.
UGUGUGGUUAACCUAAAAUCCGGGAAUCAAAGUUGGCGGUAUAACAUAUUAUAAAAUUAUAUAUAAUUAAAAAUUUUUACGCAUUAAAUGACCAGCAAAUAACUUAUUGUGAUUCUUUUUCCUAUCAUGAAUAAAUCCGUGCCUUACAUAUACUUUCUUAUUAUGUUAUUAUUACCACAUAACAGCAAAGAAGAAUGGCAAGAUCCCCAUGACAUGGACUUUACAAUAGAUUUUGAACCCAUCAAAUUACCAUUAAAAAUGCAUGGAAAUGAUAAAAUGCAAUCAUGUCCUAGUAGUAAUUCCAACCAUGAACUGUAUAUCAAAAGAAUUAUAAACUUAAUAUUAAAUUCAGCUAAUUUGCAAAAGGAACAUUCAACAUAUCAAGGACAAAUUAAACUAACAAUUCCUGUUGAUGACUACAACUACAUUGUGGACUUUACAAAUGCUAAAAGUGUUGAUAUAGACAUGUUAAAGAAAUUAGAUGCAGUUCUUAGUAAUGUUUUCAAAAAAAAUUUAAAUGAAUACUGGCUAGAAGCAGGAGAAAAAAUAUUAUUGUUGCUUCUUUCCGAGUCAACUUUACAUUGUGUCAGCAUUAUAGGAAUACUAACUUUUGUGUACUUCAUGCAUAAAAGUAAAUAUCCCCUUUGGUUUAUUUUUAAAUAUGUGCUUUUCCUUUGCUGGAUUUAUGAUGCAUUUGUUACUUAUAUCCAUUUACAAGAGGAAUAUGACAGACAUAAUAUUAAAAUAUUAGGAGAGCAAUGUAAUAAAUCUUACACCUUUCUGGAAGCAAUUCAAAAUCUGAUGACAGGAGAGAAUGAUUGUAAAAGGAAGCUUUUAUCACCUUUCACUGUUCUGGCAGAGCAAUGUGCUCAUAUUGUGCGCCCUUUACAAUUUGUUGGAGAAGGAUUGGGAGGUUUUGCCUCAGGAUUAUGGGGAAAAUUACCGUGGUUUGUAAAUAUAAUCCUUAUGCCAGUAAUGUUGAUAUUUGCUGCUGUAAUAUUUACAAUAUUCCUCUCAUUUGGACUACAGGUCCCAAUAAAAAUUAAUAUAUUACACCUGAUCAAUCUUCAGUUUGGUUUUAAAAGUAAGACUAAUUCAGAUAAUGUGUUAACUGAAAGCACUCUACAUAAAGUAUUGGAUGCUGUUUCUCAGAAACCACAGCUGGUAUUUACCACACAGGAUAUCAAAGGAGAAUUACAGCAACACAACAGAAUAGAAGACAUUUCAGAGAAGAAAAUCAAAGAAUCACUGCAGGAAGUGCCAGCUGAAAUAAAAUCAAUUGAAAAUGUAAAACCAAUAGAAAAUAAGUCAAAUGUGGAAGAGUGUAAAAUUCUGAAAGAUGGAAAAAAAGUUGGUGAUAAUUUAGAAGAUCAAAGUAUGGAAAAUAUGGAAAGUAAAACAGAUGAUGGAAAACAGUUUAUGGAUCCAGUGGAUCAAAUGCCAAAAACUAAAAUACCUGUAAAAAUAAAAACUCUUGAAGCAGGAGAUGCAAGCACAUAAUUUGAAUCUUAAGUUAAAAUAACUAUUUGUAUUUGUGAUCUAUUUAUAUAAACUUUUAAUUUUUAACAUAUAAUGACUGAUUUUACUUUUCGUGUUUUUGUUUUCGUAUUUAAUUUGUAUUUCUAUUGUUUUUUUUUUACUAAUACAAUUUAUACAAAUA